AUGAAUGACAAGCACAAGUCAUGUCUACCCGAGCCAAACGAGCCAUUCAUGAGUUGGCACUCGUCCGGGUGGAAACCGAACUGUGAAGACAACCUCAUGGGAAAGACAAGAUACAACACUUGCCAUAGUCCGAAGGGGUCACCGUGCUUCGACCAUAAGGCACAGCGUCGGAGACUUCUCGCAGCUGGUGUGCUCCGAUUGCUUGCCACCGUAGCUGUCUGCGCGUUGCUAGGUAUAACUAUCCUCCUGUUCGAGAAGCUGAAGCGAGGCAUCACCACUAGCGAACGCCGGGGUUUCAAUACCGUCAUUAUCGGGCUCUCUCUCAUACUCAGUCUGAACCUUUUCUACUCUCUUGAGGGUUGUGCGCAAACGAUCCGCUGGCAAUUGGUCGCUUCCGAAUACCACAGUUUGAAGCAGUUCGAUCUUGUCUUCAACUUCGACAGGAAAUGGAAUGCCUUUCGCCUGCUUUGGAGUGCCCGGACACCAGGAAGCCACAUGCCGAACAAGACACAGCUACUGGCUCUGCUGUAUCUGCUGGUUUCGUUGGGACUGCUGGCGGAUACCGCCGUUCUGGGAUUAACCUACUCCAUGGAGGUGUCAGCACGCUACAAGCUUAGCAGGCCUGGAACCGUAUCAGUCGCCAAGUUGGACUCCAUCAGCCCAUUACAAAAUUCGCGGACGGCACAUUUCCAACAGGCGCAAAACUAUGGUUUGAUUAGUCAAGGGUUUAUACCUGUCGUGUCCAGUGUCGGAGAGAACCAGACUCGGAACGCCGGGCUGCUAAUCAUUCAACACACCGAAGCGGCCGAUCUAUUCUGGUACCAAUUCAUGGACUUUUCAGCAGACAAUCUGAAUUACUUCGCGCCUUCGAGCCGGUAUGUAACCAGCAACGCCACAUGUCGAGAGGUGGCAGUCGUCAGUGGCGGGCAUGGGGGAUACAACCUGACCACAGGCGAGCCAAUUGGAGAAAGUUCAGUCCGCAUCCGUGACGGCGACGACGCCGUACAAGACAUCUAUAUUGGAGAUUUUCAGGCUCCUGGUGCCACGACCUGGCUAGGAAGCAUCAAUCCAGGCUCUGGAACAUGCGGGCCUCGUUGUGCGCACGUCUGGGCGCUUCAAAGCGCGUAUCCUUCGCCAGGUCGGGAGGAGCCCCGAUUCUGGAAAUGCACCAACACGGUUUCCGAUAUCUUGAACACGAACCGAGACGUCAAUGCAUCGGCAUUUGAGAUGCCCCAGAGCAUGGCCCAAAUAAUGGCAGGCGCCAUCGGCUUCAGCGGCGUGGAAAGACAAGACGAUCCAUUCCAGCGGGUGUUGUAUGCGUACGGAAAUGCAUUUGCCCCAUCCAACGAUGAGGCAAUCAUGAACGUGUUUGACAUGGAAGCCACAAUCAUGUGGUUCACGACUGGAGCCUUUGCCGCCAUGGACAGCUUCGGACCUCGAGUCAAAGUCACGAACCAGCGCCAGCCGAUGCCUGCACAAGUUCUCAGCGUUAACUGGGGGUACACUAUUGCGGUUUUGGCCAUCCCGCCGCUGGCUCAAGCCCUGGUGCUCGUAGCGACGAUCAUAUAUGGCGACAAAACUGUAGUCAGAGAUGGAGGAGCUGUCGCGACAGCGCGGUUGCUCGAGCCUCUCACGCAAAGACUGGGUCACGAAGGAGGAGAAGCUGCUGCAACAACGGACGUCAUAGAAGAGGGUCUCGGACAAUACAAGAUAAAGUACCAACCGGUUUGUAAUCUAGGAGGUGGCAUAGAGAGUCCAUUGGAGGCGCGAAUGUAG
Messenger RNA from Exophiala xenobiotica, 1776 nucleotides. RefSeq lists its product as uncharacterized. The transcript is spliced from 2 exons. The record is from RefSeq and is a predicted model, not a curated record. Bases 1 to 1776 code for a protein of 591 amino acids. Lineage: Eukaryota; Fungi; Ascomycota; Eurotiomycetes; Chaetothyriales; Herpotrichiellaceae.